This is a messenger RNA of Sinocyclocheilus anshuiensis, 2076 nucleotides long. RefSeq names its product ras-related protein Rab-39B-like. The transcript has 2 exons. The coding region runs from base 206 to 865 and encodes 219 amino acids. Lineage: Eukaryota; Metazoa; Chordata; Actinopteri; Cypriniformes; Cyprinidae. The record is from RefSeq and is a predicted model, not a curated record. Gene Ontology annotation, molecular function: GTP binding; GTPase activity.
CUACGUUCAAACAGACGCUGCCCUUUGCAGAACAACACAGGAGAACCUGAGGAACUAUGGGUUUAUUUCUACUUAUGUUUACAAUGAGAACUUCAAGACCUCUAAGGUAAGGGGUUCUCUGGUCAAAUCUCUGAGGAUCCUGGUGGAGUGACAGUCUUUAGUCAACCCUAGUCUUUUUAUUCGCCCCAUUCGUCUGGUUGAAGUCAUGGCUCUCACUUUGUGGCAGUACCAGUUUCGAAUAAUCAUGUUAGGAGACUCCACAGUGGGCAAAUCAUCCUUGUUGAAGCGCUACACAGAAGAUCUGUUUCUGGAGUGCAUCAACCAAACAGUCGGAGUGGACUUCUAUGUACACUUCCUAGAGGUGGAACCUGGGGUGAGGGUCAAACUUCAGUUCUGGGAUACAGCUGGUCAAGAGAGGUUUAGGUCUGUGACUCGCUCCUACUACCGUAACUCAGUCGGAGGUCUUCUGGUGUUCGAUCUGGGCAACCGCAAAUCUUUCGAAAACGUGCAGCAGUGGUAUGCAGAGGUGUGCGAACGUGUACAACCCUACACUGUGCUCUUUGUGCUGGUGGGACACAAAAGUGACCAGGUCAAAGCUGGGGAGCGAGCCGUGGACCGAACUGAGGCAGAAAAGCUCGCAAGCCAAUUGGGAGCACCGUACAUCGAGGCCUCAGCCAAAACAGGUCACAAUGUGAAAGAGGCCUUUGAACUCUUGACCCAGCAGGUUUAUCAGGGCUUAAAAAGUGGAGAGAUCCAGUUGCGUGAUGGGUGGGAUGGAGUCAAGAGCUCAGCACUUACAGCCCAAACACUCGAGAGGAAACAAAACAAGGAAGCCGCUGAGAAAAACAAGAGCUGUGCUUGUUAACUUACAAUAUGUGAUUCUCACAACCUUUGAGUGCAGAUCAUCAAAUAGGAUGGAUCGGUCUGACAUUGCCAAAUAUACAUAAAAGCAAAUGUCAAGGUCUUUCAGAUUGUAGGUAUGAAAUUUGAUCAUCAGCCAGAACUUUCAUAACAGCAUGGAUAAUUUGUGCUUAUCUGCAAGUUUUCAGCAUUUGCAAACCACACUGAAACUCUUGUUUAAUGGCAUAUACAUACAUGUGUACAUUUGAUUUCCAGUUGUUUUUUCAAAUUUCUGGACUCAACUUUGGAUAAAGGUCUUUAGUAGUGUGGCAACAGUGUUACUGCAUCAGUUGAAUAUUUUAACUGCUAUUCAUCCAAUUACAUUCAUUGCCAUGCAUUUGGCCACAUAUUUCCAUAAACAUGGUUGUAUAUUUGCUGAUACAGAAAGGGCUGCCUGAAAUUUAUAGCUCUGCCUGUAAUUCAUAAUUGCAUGUGAUUCUGGAGGUAUGUAAGACGUAGAAGUAAUUAACUAAAAUAUUACAUUUACACAUAAUGGGAGUUUAUAUAUUCAUUUGCCACAGUCUAGACACAAUGCUGAAACAGUUUAUGAUAGUUAUUUCUGAAAUUAUGUCCAACACAACCUGAGUGAUUUCAGUGAGAAUAAAUCACAAUAAGUCUUUUUUAUUCAUGAAAAACAAGAGACUGUAAAACACAGUGAUACAUGGCAAAAAAAAAAAGUUUAUACUCAGUUUAACUCCACAGAAAUUUUCAAAUCUGCCCACAAACCCAGAGCAGAAGGGGUUUAUGCACCAUUUCCUAUACAUCACACAUAUAUCACUCUCUAACCAAUUAGCCAAUCUGCAUUAUGUCACUAGUCCCAAUGCAAUUAAUUAAAUAGGGAAGUGGUAUUUAUUUCUCUGGUAAAAAUGACUGCUUACCUUUAGAAAGUCACACACUAAAGAUUUCCUCUAUAGUACUAAAUAUUACUUAAGUGAUGAGUUCUAUAACACCGAACACUAUGAACAAAUCAGACACAUGGUGAUUGUAAUUGUGCAUAGCUAUUAAUGCCAGCUGAGCAAAAGUUGUGUGACGGCAUGACAGGUCAGCUAUACAUGAAAUAUGAAUGAAAAUGUGGUUUGUGGGAGAAACAAUAAACAAUUGAUGUUUUUCACAGGAGUCUGUGAGAUUCUAUAAUAUAAUAAACCCCAGUAUAGCACCAAGCCAGAGACUAAAGUG